ACUCAUGCACAUAUACCCAUUUGAUGGUCGUGUGUACAUUUGUACGUUCUGUAAGCAGUUGGUGCAAUUAGAUCAAGCGUUUUUAGUAGCUUUUGUGCAUAAAACUUAAGAAAAUGGCUUCCGGAGUUACCGUAUCAGAUGUAUGCAAAACAACUUACGAAGAAAUUAAAAAGGACAAAAAGCACCGCUAUGUAAUUUUUUAUAUUCGAGACGAAAAACAAAUUGACGUUGAAACUGUAGGCGACCGAAAUGCUGAGUAUGACCAAUUUCUUGAAGACAUCCAAAAAUGUGGUCCGGGAGAAUGCCGCUAUGGUUUAUUCGAUUUCGAGUAUAUGCACCAAUGUCAAGGCACAUCAGAGAGCUCAAAGAAGCAGAAACUUUUCCUUAUGUCUUGGUGCCCGGACACCGCUAAGGUUAAGAAGAAGAUGUUGUACUCAAGUUCAUUCGAUGCUCUGAAGAAGUCAUUGGUGGGUGUACAGAAAUAUAUUCAAGCCACUGAUCUUUCUGAAGCCUCUAGGGAAGCAGUUGAAGAAAAAUUGCGCGCCACAGAUCGUCAAUAAACAUGAUAAAGUGUUCUACUUUUUUUGUAUUUGCAGUAGAAAUAAACAAAAAAUAAGAAAAAAUAA
Rhagoletis pomonella (apple maggot) is the source of this 626-nucleotide messenger RNA. RefSeq names its product cofilin/actin-depolymerizing factor homolog. The record is from RefSeq and is a predicted model, not a curated record. Gene Ontology annotation, molecular function: actin filament binding. Gene Ontology annotation, biological process: actin filament severing; actin filament fragmentation; cell motility. Lineage: Eukaryota; Metazoa; Arthropoda; Insecta; Diptera; Tephritidae. Gene Ontology annotation, cellular component: cytoplasm; actin cortical patch; actin cytoskeleton.